Rosa chinensis is the source of this 3150-nucleotide messenger RNA. Its product is annotated as probable LRR receptor-like serine/threonine-protein kinase At3g47570. Lineage: Eukaryota; Viridiplantae; Streptophyta; Magnoliopsida; Rosales; Rosaceae. The coding region runs from base 69 to 3005 and encodes 978 amino acids. Gene Ontology annotation, biological process: protein phosphorylation. The transcript has 3 exons. The record is from RefSeq and is a predicted model, not a curated record. Gene Ontology annotation, molecular function: protein kinase activity; ATP binding; protein binding.
AGCUAGUUCCUCUUGUAACUCUUCUCAGUGAACAAUUCCACACACUUUCCAUAUCCAUUAUUCAAACAAUGGAGCGAGUUACUUGGUUCUUCCUGAUAUUUUUGAUCUAUUGUGAGGCGGCUAGCUGCUUAACUAUGGCAGCACAAACCAACCUUAACAUCACCACAGACCGGUCUGCUCUUCUUGCUCUCAAAGCUCGUAUCACCAGUGACCCUCAAAACAUGAUCUUCACCAACUGGUCAACCACUACUCCUAUUUGUAACUGGGUUGGGGUCACUUGUGGUGCACGCCAUCAUCGAGUCGCAGACUUGAACCUUUCUUACUUUAGUCUCACAGGCACCAUUCCUCCGGAUCUAGGCAACUUAUCUUUUCUUGUUGUUCUGGAUAUCAAAAAUAAUAGUUUUCAUGGUAUCUUGCCUCAAGAACUAGCUUGCCUGCGUCGGUUGAAGUAUAUAAGCUUGAGAAACAACAAGUUCAUGGGAGUCAUUCCGUCAUGGUUUGGAUCCUUAUUCAAACUUCAAGUAUUCAGUUUGUUUGGUAAUCAAUUUUCAGGUUCCAUACCAGCUACAAUCUUCAACUUAUCUGAUCUGCAAACAAUUAAUCUGAGUUAUAACCAACUCUCAGGUCCUAUACCAUAUGAGAUUGGUUAUCUUCCAAAUUUAAAGAUAUUGUCGCUCUUUCAAAAUAAUCUAAAUGGCCAUAUCCCAUCCUCAAUCUUCAAUAUCUCCACAAUAACAAUAUUAUCUCUCAGCUUCAAUCAGCUUUCAGGUAGCCUCCCAGCAGACAUAGGCCUUGCGCUUCCAAAACUAGAAGAGUUUUAUGCAGCAAGGAAUCACCUCAGUGGAGUAAUCCCCAAAUCCAUCUCUAAUGCUUCUGAGCUUCGGAUUCUAAGCCUUGAAGGUAGCUCUUUUUCUGGAUAUAUUCCAAGCACUCUGUGCCUCUUGACAAAACUUGAAUACCUCCUAUUGUACGUGAAUAAUUUGACCAUUGAUACCUCUACUCCGGAAGUUAAUAUUUUUUCUUGUCUACCAAAUCUUAGAAAUUUGAAGUUUUUAGCCUUCGAAAGCAAUCCAUUAAAUGCGAAGCUUUCGAUUUCCUUCUGGAAUUUCUCUGCAUCACUUCAAAAACUUUAUUUAGCAAAUUGCAGCUUGAGAGGUAACAUCCCCAAUGAUAUUGGGAAUUUGAGUAGCUUGAUACUUUUAAGCCUCGCAGACAAUCAAUUUAGCGGGCCAAUUCCAAGUUCAAUGGGAAGACUACAUAAUCUUCAAGUUUUGGCUAUGAGUAAUAACACAUUGCAAGGACACAUUCCAGAUGAGCUUUGUCAACUAGGAAACUUAUUUGAAUUGUCCUUGGGUGGGAAUCAACUCUCUGGUUCUGUACCUUCCUGCUUGGGUAAUCUAACAGCAUCUCUUAGAAAUCUACACUUAGAUUCCAAUUUGUUGAAUUCCACAAUACCUUCUACCUUGUGGGGACUUACAGAUAUCUUGGAACUAGACUUGUCAUCCAAUUCUCUAAUUGGACCUCUAUCAGGUGCUGUUGGUAAUUUGAAAGCUGCUGCAUACAUAAAUGUAUCAUACAACCAAUUAUCUGGUAGUAUACCAAGCAGCAUUGGGAGUUUAUUGAAAUUAACCAAUCUCUCGUUGGCACAUAAUAAUCUAGAAGGCCCUAUUCCUAGUUCCUUUGCCACCUGCUUAAGCUUAGAACUUUUGGAUUUAUCUCAGAACAGUCUCUCUGGUGUGAUUCCAAAGUCUCUUGAAGCACUCUCAUAUCUCAAGUACUUAAAUUUGUCUUUCAACAGACUCCAAGGAGAAAUUCCAACUAGCGGUCCAUUCAAAAACUUCUCUACUGAAUCAUUUGUUUCAAACCAUGGACUCUGUGGUGGAUCCCAAUUUCAAGUUCCACCAUGCAAAAGAAAAACUAGCAUAUCUAUCUUGAAGUAUGUUAUUCCAGGGAUCUUGUCAACAAUGCUUCUUGCGACCUCCAUAAUUUGGAUGUUGAUGUUACGCAGAAAAAAGAAUGCAACAGCUGCAGCACAUACUAUCUUGACACCUCAAGUUUUCUGGAGAAGAGUUUCAUACCUAGAGCUCCUACAUGCGACAGAUGGAUUCAAUGAAAGCAACUUACUUGGUACUGGGGGUUUUGGCUCAAUAUAUAAAGGAACAUUGUCAGAUGGGAUAGACAUUGCGAUAAAGGUUUUCAAUUUGGAGUUAGAAGGGGCAUUUACGAGUUUUGAGGUUGAAUGUGAAGUGCUAAGUAAUGUUCGUCACCGAAAUCUUGUCAAAGUUAUCAGUUGUUGCAGUCAAAUUAAUUUCAAAGGUCUUGUAUUGAAUUACAUGCCUAAUGGGAGCCUUGAGAAGUGGUUGUAUUCUCAGAAUUCUUCUUUGAACAUAAUGCAGAGGUUGGAUAUAAUGAUAGAUGUUGCAUCGGCAUUAGAGUACCUUCAUCAUGGUUAUGAAGUACCUAUUGUGCAUUGUGAUUUGAAGCCAAGCAACAUCCUACUAGAUGAUGAUAUGGUUGCACAUGUUGCUGAUUUUGGUAUUGCGAGACUCUUGGGUGGAGGAGAUUCUAUGACUCAAACCAUGACUUUAGCCACAAUUGGGUAUAUUGCUCCAGAGUAUGGAAUGGAAGGAAUAGUGACCAGAAGAGGGGAUGUGUACAGUUUUGGUAUUGUAGUGAUGGAAACAUUCACAAGAAGGAAGCCAACCGACGAGAUCUUCAUUGGGGACAUGAGAUUUAAUCAAUGGGUUGCAAGUUUUCUAGAUGCGGAUGCGAUAGCUGAAGUUGUGGAUGCUACUUUACUUGGAACCGAGGAGGAUCAUGAGUUCGUGAGCAAGAGGGAGUGCUUAUCAUCCAUUAUGAGAUUAGCUGUUGCUUGUUCAGCAGAAUCACCGGAAGAGAGGAUAAACAUGCAAGAGGCUGUAGCCAUGCUUAAAACAAUCAAGAUCAAGUUUUCAAAGCACGCUGCAGCAGGAGGUGUGGUGUUGAACUGUCGUCCUGUUUGGUAACCGUUUAAUGUGUCGAUAUAUCUUGGCGUCUCAUUUGAUUCUGUACCUUAUUAUGUAAUUGUAUGAUAGUGUGGUUCUGACUCAUGUUUGGUUGGUAAUUUACUCCAUUCAAAAAUAACUUCCAUCUAGCUCCUUGCAGUUUUGU